Drosophila hydei is the source of this 3106-nucleotide messenger RNA. RefSeq lists its product as uncharacterized. Bases 434 to 2977 code for a protein of 847 amino acids. The record is from RefSeq and is a predicted model, not a curated record. Lineage: Eukaryota; Metazoa; Arthropoda; Insecta; Diptera; Drosophilidae. The transcript has 9 exons.
UCUCUCUGAGUUGGCUGUGUAGACUGUAGCUUUUGCUUAGAAUAAUAGCACUUUCGACAGUGCCACCGGUUGACGUAUUGUCAGAAUUUGAGCAUGACUCUCUUACGUUCCUCGGAUUCAAAGCAAGCCUAGUGCGUAUGCUGCAGAGCUGGCUGCUUCAAUCUUGAAUGGAAUGCUGAAUAGAGCAUGGAACAGUAGUUGCGAGGUCUAAGUGCAGUCGGAAGAGGCGUCUUAACUUAUAAAUAUAAGAACAUAACAUUGGUCAAAUGACUUCAGUUCUGCGGCAACCUUACUCAAGUAAUCAAGUACGUCUGCAAGCGUGCCGAGUGCGAGAGCUCACAGAUCGUACAAAUCGAGGCAACGUGCACGGUCCACAGUCCACCGUCGACGAUCCACAGUCGACAGUCUACGCAUAUCAAGGAAAAUAUUUCCAAUGAAAAGCAGCAUACGACCAUUACGCAGCAUGAGGCCAACGCACUUGCAGCUACUGCUGUUGCUGCUGCUGCUGAUGCUGAUGCUCUGCUCGUCGGGAGAUGCACGUCGGUCGCGCAUCGAGCUGGAGGCAGCUGCAAGGGACAAUUUGGCGGACCUGGUACCCGUCGUCAUUCAGCUGGCACCAGCAUCAAUGCCUGAAAGUGACAAAACAAAGAGCACCGACAGCAUUGGCAGCGGCCCUGCCGAUCCCAGCCAGAAGAAUGAUCAAUCAUUGUACGUGGCCAAUGCCAAUGCCAAUGGGCUGCGAGGGGCAACAACAAAGACCAAAUUGGCUGACGAUGCCAGCCACGCAGACUCUGACGCAUCAAUGCCCUUAUUGAGUUACCCCGAGCAGGGGCAGGGGCAGGAGCAGGGGCUGGGGCUGGGGUUGGGGCAGGGGCUGGGACAGGAGGAAGUGGGCAUUCCUUUGCCUCUGGCUGGCCAGCCAAAUUAUCAUAAUCACAAUUCGGUCGAGGAAUGUGACCCAGAUUUGCUGGGCUUCGAAAUUAUUACAGGCUACGUUUUCUCCGCACCUGGCAGACUACUGGACUCAUUGCCGGGCACACUGAUGCUCACGGAUUGCCUUGAAUCUUGUCAGACUAACGAAACUUGUCAGUCCGUUAACUACGAAACUGGAUUAUGCGUUCUAUUUUCAUCUAACGCAGAUAUUUUGCCAGGUGCCCUCACUAAAUCGCAGUUUCCUGUUUUCACGAUUUAUGCGCAGAAAACCUGCUUGGGCGUACGUCCCUGUGCCAGAGCCUGGUGCAUCGAUCGAGUCCAAAACUACAGACUGGAUGGACAUGCAAAACGGGUCGUAUCAGUGACAUCGCGUCGUGAUUGCCUCGAGCUGUGCCUUGGGGAAACGGAAUUCAUAUGCAGAUCUGCCAACUACUAUCGCGACUCAAACACAUGUGAACUGGCCGAAAUGGAUCGUUUUACGUUGGCGGGUUCGAAUGCCUUUCAGGCACAUGCCGGCACAGAGUAUUUGGAAAAUAACUGUGCCGAGGAGCCGAAUAAGUUGUGUGAAUUCAAGCGUUUGCCGGGUCGCAUACUAAAAACUGUGGACUCGGUGUAUCAAGACAUUGGCAGCGUGGACGAGUGCCGAGAACUGUGUCUCAACUCACCUUAUAGAUGCCAUUCAUAUGACUAUGGGGACACGGGCGACAUGGUCUGCCGACUCUCGCAUCACAGUCGGGCAACGCUGUCGGAUGUGCAGGAUCCCUAUUUGGAGGUACCAGAAGCGGCUACCUAUGAGCUGUCCUCGUGCUAUAAUGUGACCAUCGAAUGCGGAGCAGGGGACAUGGUCGCUCGCAUACGCACCUCUAAGCUGUUCGAUGGCAAGGUCUAUGCCAAGGGCUCGCCCAAGUCUUGUUCUGUGGACGUCAGCAGUGCGCUGGACUUUGAGAUUCGCAUGGGCUACCAGAAUCUGGAGUGCAAUGUUCGCCAGAGCGGCGCGGGUCGCUACAUGAAUGACGUUGUGAUUCAGCACCACGACACAAUUGUCACCUCGUCAGACUUGGGUCUGGCCGUGACCUGCCAGUACGAUCUGACCAACAAGUCGGUGACCAACGAUGUUGAUCUGGGCGUCAAGGGCGACGUGGAGACAGCGCUCUCUGAGGAGGUUAUUGUCGACUCGCCCAAUGUGCUGAUGAGGAUCUCCUCCAGAGAUGGCUCUGAUAUGAUGCGCUCUGCCGAAGUGGGCGAUCCCCUGGCCCUUCAUUUCGAAAUAGUCGAUCAGCAGAGUCCGUAUGAAAUAUUCGUACGCGAAUUGGUUGCAAUGGACGGCGCUGAUAAUGCGGAGAUAACGCUGAUAGACGCACAGGGCUGUCCCACAGAUCAUCUGAUUAUGGGACCUAUUCUCAAAAGCGGACAGUCUGGCAAAAUAUUAUUUUCCAAUUUCGAUGCCUUCAAAUUCCCCUCAAGCGACGUUGUGCAGUUCCGUGCUCUGGUCACGCCCUGCAUGCCCAGCUGUGAGCCAGUCAACUGCCAACAGGACGAUAUUACGGCGGAGUUCAGAACACAGCUGUCCUACGGACGCAGGCGAAGGCGCGAGACGUAUGCUCAAUCAAAUGUUGUAGGCCAUCAUCAGCAUAAGUUAUGGCGCACAAGCCGUGAGGCAAGAGCUGGCCUGGUGCAGAACAAAACAAGUCAAGAGGAUUUGCUGCUCGUACAGUCGAUACAAAUAACUGAUAAAUUUGGCUUCGUUAAAAAGCAGCAGCAGCAACAGCAACAGCAACAGAAACAACAGACAAACAAGAUAAAGGACUACGAUUCAUAUGACAAUGUGCUCUUUGUGAAUGAGGGCGUGCCUGGUUUGUGUUUCGAUGGCAUUGGUUUCAUUGUUGCUGCGACCGUGUUUUUCGUGGCACAAUUCAUUGUUAUCGCCAUUUGGUCGUAUUUGUAUAGGCGACGACAGAUCCAACAGCCAUAUGUUAAUCAAUUUCUCAAUGGCGCUACGGACUACAGGGGCAACGGCAGCAACAAUAUCGCGUUCGCUAAAUAAUCUGAUAAGCAGGGCCCAAGGUGUGAGCGACAAUUAUGUAGGUAGUAUAUACAUUCGAUUAUAUACUGGGGUUUUUUUUGUUUCGAUUGGAAUCGGUGCAAAAUAAUGCAAUAUUUGAUAUAUGACAAA